Acanthopagrus latus (yellowfin seabream) is the source of this 1988-nucleotide messenger RNA. It is a transcript of the gene rfesd, whose product is annotated as Rieske (Fe-S) domain containing. Gene Ontology annotation, molecular function: 2 iron, 2 sulfur cluster binding. The record is from RefSeq and is a predicted model, not a curated record. Bases 990 to 1496 code for a protein of 168 amino acids. The transcript has 4 exons. NCBI's taxonomy places the organism in Eukaryota, Metazoa, Chordata, Actinopteri, Spariformes, Sparidae.
AAAAGAGCUAUGUUAAAUAAACACAGUGUUUUAGUAUAUAGUAUUAUGUUCAUAGAAAGACUAUUGUUUUCAUUUGUGAUUUUUCAUUCUUACUGUUAUUAUUAUGACUUUAUAUAGGCUAUUAUCUAGAAUUUUUGCCUAAUUUUUUCAACAGUGUGAAGAAAUAAGAGAUGUCUGUGUAUUGUGUUACAGGGAUAUCUACUGACGUUAGCAUGCUAAUCAGCUAGCCCCAGUCUGUUCUAUUGACAUUAGCAGUUAGCAGUGGUUAGCCAUUUGCCCCUAUUUCUUUGGAUUAUGAAUUCAAAAGGGUAGCAAAUUCAUAAACAUUGCACCUUUUAUGAUGUAUUAUUUUAUCUUGAAUUUAUAUUUUGUUUAUUGAAAGUAGUUUAUAACUAUGGGCCUAGCAGCAAUGUAGAUAAAUGUGUCAAAAAGUAAAAUACUGUAAAUAAUAAUUAAAAAACUAAUUACAUUACAUACAGUACAUGAUUGCCUGAUGAAAUGUUAUGGAGUAGAAGUCUAAAGUAUCAGAAAAUGGAAGCACUCAAGUAAAGUACAAGUAUGGCAAAAUUGUACUGUACAUGUAUGGUACUUAAGUGAAUGUAUUUUUCUGCUUGCCACUACUACUGCAACAACUGCAGAUGAUGAUCUUGAUCAGAGUUAGAAUUAUUCAGGGGCACAAACCAGGUGAAGACGACAAAGUGUCUAAAUAAAUAAUAUCAGUUUAUAUUUUGAUUUCAAUGGAUUCAUCCUGUUACAUAUCUCUCACAGUUCCAGAUUAAACAAAUGGUUUGAUGAUAAAAGUAUGUGUUUCUUCACUAUCAAGAAGCUGGUGUGCCUGCAGGGAGACAGAUAAGAAAUGUACCCAGUGUAGAUAGGGCUAACUGAAGACGGGUUGCGUCUGAAGAUAAAAGAGAUGGGGCCUCCUUCCCACGCAAGCCGAGCUGUCAUCAGUACACUUGUUCAGCUUGACGGAGGAGAACACUGCCGCUAUGUUUCAAGCAUUUCUCAAAGGCCUGGGAAAGCCCAACGGAGAGCUCCAUUUUGUGGGGAAGAAGGAUGAACUGAUUGAAGCAAAACGUACUUUCAGAACACUAGACGGUCGGGAUGUACUGAUCAUCCACCACCAGGGAGCCUUCUUUGCUAUGGACUCCUACUGUUAUCAUUCUGGGGGAAUGCUGCAGAAUGGAGACAUUGAGGAAUUUGAUGGCAAGAUGUGCAUCGUUUGUCCAAGGCACAAGUACAAGAUCUCUCUGGCCAAGGGGGAGGGCAUUUACAAGGCCAGUGACCCCAGGGAAAAGCCGCCUGUGCCCAGAUGGUACUCCAAAGGUGUGAAACAGCGGACCCACACUGUCACCGAGACCAACGGGGAUGUCUACGUCAGGCUCUCCACAGAGUCGUGCUGGAUCGACUCAGACUACUACCAGGGAGAGAAGGGCAAGAUAGCGAGGGCCAAAGCGGAGGAGGAUGACGCGGAAACACCUUAUGCAGACGAAUGAGGAUGGGCAUCCCGAUAAUCUUAAUGUCAGACAUACAGUUAGUGCUCUACUUCAAGUAAUCACUGUGGCUUGCAUGGCCUUAAAUAAUGAGCUUUUUAAAUGUGUUUUGGUUUGUUUAGAAUUUUAAAUGACAUUUUUUGGGGGCUUUCUUGUUAUUUACAUGAUUUUCAGAUGUUUUACUUGAUAAAUCAGGUCACAUAUGUUAAUGACACACGCGUUGCAAACCUCAAAACCGUCAUGUACCUCAAAACUAUCAUGUGGCUCAAUAAAUAAGCUUUUUGUUUAUGGAUGAAAUCUGAUCUCUGAUUCUCUGUUCUCAAACUGGGCAGUGGCACAAGACAGCUGAAUGUGUGCCCACACUGGUGUAUCCCCGUGCACUUCAAUAGUCCUCAUGUAUUAUGCAUACACUGAAUGAAUCAAUGGGAUAAAAAGGUUUAUGCUGAUCCAUCAUAUCAUAAAGUGGAAAAUCAUUGGUGUAAAACAAUAAGAUCA